GUUUUAUUGUUGCUGCUAUUUAUUUGGUAAGAAAACUAUUGAAGGAUGAAUAAGAAGAAGACAAGAAUAAGAAGAAGAAGAAGAAAAGAUUGAAAUUAGAAUAAUCUCAGGAUUCGUCGCUAUCCCAAGAGCAAAAAAACAAAUGAAAACACGAGAAACGUGAAGAUACAGCUCCCGUCUCCUUUAUCCAAAUUCCAAACCUUUUUCAUUUUCCCAGGAAAAUUGAGUAGUAAUUAGAAAACUCAUCGUCCUCAUUGAGCUGCAGAUCCCAUAAUCUCUCUCGCCAAUCAUCUCCCUUGCAUCUUAAUCAAAGGUGUAUUAUAUCCGCAACAAGAUCAUUAGAGAAGGCUGUUACAAGUUUGUUUUAUGACCGCGUAACAGCUCACUUGGUAAUUGAUGUGGCCUCUUUGUUUUCUGCUUAACAAGCUAUUAAGAGUUGAGGAGAGGAAUCAGGGGAUAUUAGACGGAAAUGGAGAUUCGACUUUUCCGAAAUACUGCCUAUUCGAUGAUCCCUUGGUGAGUGAUGGAAAGUACAGAGAUGCAGGGUUGCCAUCCUCGUCCCACAUGGAUGUCCCUCAUGUACAUCAGUUAGCUUCAUGGGAUUGCGGUCUCGCUUGUGUUCUUAUGGUUCUCAGAGCAAGUGGCAUCGCAAGCUGCACUCUUGAGGAUUUGGCUGAGAUAUGCUCCACAAAUAGCAUUUGGACUGUCGAUCUCGCAUAUUUACUGCAGAAGUUCUGUGUGGAAUUUUCAUAUUACACGAUAACAUUUGGAGCAAACCCGAAUUAUUCCAUAGAGGAAUUUUACAAGGAGCAGCUCCCUGAAGAUCUGGUGCGUGUCGAUUUGCUCUUCAGGAAAGCACAUGAAUCUGGCAUUAUUAUACAGUGCAGAUCAGUUAGUAUCCAUGAGAUUUCUUGUUUGCUAUUGUCGGGGAACUAUAUUGCCAUUGCGUUAGUCGACCAGGACAAGCUAAGCAAGUCUUGGUUGGAGGAAGUGCUUGUCUCUGGUCUUCACUCCAGCAAUUCUUGUUACACUGGUGAGAAUUGUCCCUUAGCCUAGACUUUUCUCUUCCAAAAUGGUAACCCCAGUUUCACAUCCUUGAUUAUAUCUUAUGUUGAUAAUCCUGUUAUAAUCAUUGGAACUCCGGGAACUUAUGAAGCCAAGAUCAGACAAAAAGACUGUUCUUUAACUAACGAAAGCUUAAAUCUAGAAGCACAAACGGUAAAGACUACAUUAGCAAAAUUUCUUACAUCAACUUGUUUCCUUCAUGUUUUCCAAUAGGUCACUAUGUCGUGAUAUGUGGCUAUGAUGCUGUUAGGGAUGAGUUCGAGAUCAGAGAUCCCGCCAGUUCCAAGAUACAUGAGAGGAUCUCGUCAAAAUGCCUGGAGAAUGCCCGGAAAUCGUUUGGCACAGACGAAGAUCUUCUCCUGAUAAACUUGGAGAAUAUGAGGAACCAGAACGGAUAUUAGAAUAGUUGUCAUCAUCAUCAUCAAAUCAGUUCUGGAUGAGAAUGAAACCUGAGUGUUUUCUCCCAGAAGAACAUGAGGUGAAAAGUAUACGUCUCUAUACAUACGUCUUUACAUAUGGAUGCUGCCAAAGAAGAAGGAAAAGAUAUACAUAUGUCAUGAAAUAUCUCAGUAUCUGUUUGCGUUUAUGAGAUUCUUGUGUUGGCAGUUAUAAUUCCUUGUUGUACAAAUUGGUGAAUAGAAAAGAUUUGAUUGAUUAAAGUGUUCGAGCAAUAAGAGUGAUUCCACCAAGCUUUGUCAGUUUGUUGAUCAAUAGAAAAAAAAGGAGUAAAAUCGAACGUACCGGAACGAACCGAACCAUACAAAUACCGGAUCUUUAAUCGCGCCCUACCGUGGAAAAUGA
This is a messenger RNA of Arabidopsis thaliana (thale cress), 1866 nucleotides long. It is a transcript of the gene GC1, whose product is annotated as guanylyl cyclase 1. The record is from RefSeq and is marked reviewed. The coding region runs from base 397 to 1056 and encodes 219 amino acids. Gene Ontology annotation, molecular function: guanylate cyclase activity. The transcript is spliced from 9 exons. Lineage: Eukaryota; Viridiplantae; Streptophyta; Magnoliopsida; Brassicales; Brassicaceae.